Messenger RNA from Closterium sp. Naga37s-1, 1179 nucleotides. NCBI's taxonomy places the organism in Eukaryota, Viridiplantae, Streptophyta, Zygnematophyceae, Desmidiales, Closteriaceae. The record is from the annotation of a GenBank genome assembly.
AUGGUGAAGCCGCGUAACAACAAAGCUGGCAAGAAGACGGAGGAAGGUGGCCGCGGAAAGGAGCAUGCGACGAACGUAACUGACGUACCUGUGCCUGACGCUGCUGACAAGAGUCGGCCCAUUUCACCAGCGACGCCUGCCGUGUUUGGUCCUUUUGAAGACCUGCUAGAUCUGCAAAACAAGGCGGAUAAUGCUGCUGACCCUGGUGACGGUACCGCUGUUGACGAGGCUGAUUAUGAAGGACAAGAUCAGGGCCCGGCGAAGGAAGGUGCUGCUGAUACGGACAAUAAGGAUGAUGAAGAAGAGGACUUGUCUGAUCCGGUCCCUGAGGAUGAAGACGAUGGGUAUCUGAGCGAUGGCUCGGACGAGCACCUGGAACCUGCUUCGCUUUCCAGUGCUUUGGCUUUGAAGCGAUUCUCACUAACCUUGCUGGUGCCGAUCCUCAGGAAAGCGGAGGUUAAGCGCGCGGCUGUGACGAUUGCUGCGUUGUUGGAUGACUGGAAGGACCAGUUAACUCCGGAUGUGCUGCAGACAACGACCUACCAGGAGCUCACGGCGACCUUUUUCUCUGGCACACGCUAUGGUCGGCUGCAAGUCACGUUUAACCACGUCAGAGAUGCGAACUUCGUAUGGAACCAGGUCAUCAAGCAUGAGUGUGUGAAUGGGGACAUCAUCGAUCUUACCUGGCAGUUCCCUGAAGAUGCGCGUUUCCUCCGUGAACGCGUUCUGAACCCGUUGGCACAGGAGGUGGUGGUCAAGGGGGUGCCAGCCGAGAUCUCUGCGGAGCUUAUUCGCCAUCUGCUGGUGGUGUCAAAGCUGGUCAAGCGAGGCAGGAGUGCCUUCGCCAGCGGCUUUGGCUUUCACCGAACGCUGGACUCGGUUUCUGGGCUCGAUACUGACCCUGCAUCCCUGAAAGCCACCAGCCUCCUGAAACGAAUCCUGAAAGAUCCUGCAGUUAUUCUCACCUCCACAGGAGGGAUGCGGGAGGAGUGGGUGUGUGUGCAGACCGUGUGCGAGAAGGCACAGGGGAACCGGUUCGAACAAGCAGCGGCUCACGUUGCAUCUGCCAAGCACAAGGGGGGUCUGCGAACAGAAGGAGCGGCAACCCGCGCCAGCAAGCAUUCCCAGAAGAUGGCUGCUUUCAAGAAGGACUUCAUUGUCAAGCAGUCAGCGAAGUGA